Messenger RNA from Arachis stenosperma, 1087 nucleotides. RefSeq names its product rhicadhesin receptor-like. The coding region runs from base 220 to 879 and encodes 219 amino acids. The record is from RefSeq and is a predicted model, not a curated record. The transcript is spliced from 2 exons. Lineage: Eukaryota; Viridiplantae; Streptophyta; Magnoliopsida; Fabales; Fabaceae. Gene Ontology annotation, biological process: regulation of root development; plasmodesmata-mediated intercellular transport. Gene Ontology annotation, molecular function: manganese ion binding. Gene Ontology annotation, cellular component: cell wall; plasmodesma.
AAUUCAUUCAGUAUUGAAAUUCAACUCAUGAUCAUCCUUUUGUCUCUGUUCUAAGUCUUCUUCUCACCUUUGUGCCUAUCUAUAUAAAUACUGAAACCCUCAUUAACUCAUUCCAACUUGCCCAAAGCAUUUAAAGCAAUACACAUUUUCUUCUUCUCUUUUUUGUUUCCUUUCAUCCCACCCAAUUUUGUUUCCUCAUUCUUGGGUUCAUAGUUAACCAUGAAGUUCAUAGGGUCAGUGUUAGUGGUGACUUUUGCUCUGGUUUUAGCCUCAACCUCAGCAUCAGAUCCUGAUGCUCUUCAAGACCUCUGUGUUGCAGACACUGCAUCUGGUGUUAAGGUGAAUGGAUUCACGUGUAAAGACGCUGCAAAAGUGAAUGCAUCUGAUUUCUCAUCAAACAUAUUAGCAAAACCAGGUGUGGCAGCAAACACAACCUUCGGUUCCAUUGUAACAGGAGCCAACGUUGAAAAGAUCCCAGGAUUGAACACACUUGGUGUGUCUCUGGCACGCAUUGACUAUGCCCCAGGUGGACUCAACCCACCCCACACACACCCACGUGCCACUGAGAUUGUGUUUGUUCUUGAAGGUCAACUUGAUGUUGGGUUCAUAACAACAUCCAAUGUUCUCAUAUCAAAGACCAUCUACAAGGGUGAGAUCUUUGUCUUCCCAAAAGGGUUGGUUCACUUCCAGAAGAACAAUGCCAAUGAACCUGCUGCAGUUAUUUCAGCCUUCAACAGCCAAUUGCCUGGAACACAGUCUAUUCCUCUGACUUUGUUUGCUGCCACGCCACCGGUCCCGGAUAACGUGUUGACCAAGGCAUUCCAGGUUGGUACCAAGGAGAUUGAGAAAAUCAAGUCUAGGCUUGCUCCCAAGAAGUAAUUGUUAUAGUAGGAAUGAUAUAUACUUGAUUGGUAUAUGUAUGCUUUAAUAAUGUCUCUGUUGUUUUUCUCAUUCAAUCUCUCUUUGUUGCCUCACAAUUCAUCAUGUAUGUUUGGAAAACUCAUAAAAGCAAAUAAUGGGACAUAUUCAUUUCUUUUAUAAUUGGAAUUUGAAAGGUGCUAUCAGCAUGCUUUGUUCUUUUUGUUAA